Molecule: messenger RNA, 1545 nt
Organism: Caenorhabditis sp. 36 PRJEB53466
Lineage: Eukaryota; Metazoa; Nematoda; Chromadorea; Rhabditida; Rhabditidae
Source: the annotation of a GenBank genome assembly
AUGGAAGAGAAAGAGGAGCAAGAGUCGCUGAAUCAAAUCAAGCUCAAACCGCGCAUUUCGCUCUUCAAUGGCUGCACAAUCAUCAUCGGUGUCAUCAUCGGCUCUGGAAUCUUCGUCUCCCCGAAAGGAGUUCUUCUGGAAGCCGGCAGCAGUGGGAUGGCGCUUCUCAUCUGGCUGCUCAGUGGAGCUUUUGCUAUGAUUGGAGCCAUCUGCUACUCCGAGCUCGGAACCCUAAUCCCUAAAUCUGGCGGAGAUUACGCAUAUAUUUAUGAGGUAAUCAUUAGCCUAAUGUACACAUUUCUACUAGAUAAUUCCAGGCUUUUGGUCCGCUCCCGUCGUUCCUCUUCCUAUGGGUCGCCCUCGUCAUCAUCAAUCCGACGUCUCUGGCCAUCAUCGGAAUCACGUGUGCCACGUACGCUCUGCAGCCGUUCUAUUCGUGUCCCGUGCCUGAUGUCGUCGUCAAUCUCUUCGCCGGAUGCAUCAUCGCCGUGCUCACUUUCAUCAAUUGCUGGGAUGUUCGAAUGGCGACAAGAACCAACGACUUCUUCACAAUCACCAAACUCGUCGCCCUUGUUUUGAUCGUGACCUGCGGAGCAUACUGGGUCUCUUUGGGACAUGUCGAGAAUCUCCAGAUGCCCGACGUCGCCGAGGGCACUCAGACAAAAGUGUCGGCGAUCGCGAUGGCUUUCUAUUCGGGAGUCUUCUCGUUCUCCGGAUUCUCCUACCUUAAUUUUGUCACCGAAGAGCUCAAGAAUCCGUUCAGAAACCUUCCGAGAGCCAUUUACAUCUCGAUUCCAGUCGUUACUAUCGUCUACAUGCUCGUCAACAUCGCCUAUUUCUCCGUUCUCACUGUUGAUGAGGUGAGUCAUCCUUCUCCAAAUUAUUUCAUUUGAAAUGUUUCUUUAGAUUCUCGAUUCGGACGCAGUGGCCAUCACCUUUGCCGACAAAAUCCUCGGCUCCCUCGGCAGCAAAGUCAUAAUGCCCCUUUUCGUUUCGUUUUCCUGCGUUGGAUCGCUCAAUGGAAUCCUCAUCACAUGCUCCAGAAUGUUCUUCUCCGGCGCCAGAAACAACCAGCUGCCGGAGCUGUUCGCGAUGAUCUCCAUCAAACAGCUCACUCCGAUUCCGUCGCUCAUCUUCCUCGGGGGCACUUCGAUCAUCAUGUUGUUCAUCGGAAACGUUUUCAAACUCAUCAACUACCUCUCCUUCGCCGAGUCCCUUGUCGUCUUCGCGUCAGUCGCCGGACUCUUGAAGCUGCGGUUCACGCUUCCGAAGAACGUGCUGCGGAACCGUCCGAUCAAGAUCAGUCUGGUGUUCCCGAUCACUUUCUUCCUAAUGUGCCUCUUCCUUCUCAUUCUCCCAUUCUUCCACAGCGAUCCAUGGGAGCUCAUCUACGGAGUUUUCCUCGUCCUUUCCGGAAUCCCAAUCUACGCGCUCUUCGUGUACAAUCAAUGGCGUCCGAAUUUCAUGCAGAACAUUUGGAUCGGCUUCACUCAUCUUGUGCAGAAGCUGUUCUACUGUGUUCCAGAACUCUCCGGAUCUUCCUAA